Messenger RNA from Phyllopteryx taeniolatus (common seadragon), 1638 nucleotides. It is a transcript of the gene marcksl1a, whose product is annotated as MARCKS-like 1a. The coding region runs from base 237 to 845 and encodes 202 amino acids. Gene Ontology annotation, cellular component: cytoplasm; plasma membrane. Gene Ontology annotation, biological process: actin filament organization; central nervous system development. Gene Ontology annotation, molecular function: calmodulin binding; actin filament binding. The transcript is spliced from 2 exons. Lineage: Eukaryota; Metazoa; Chordata; Actinopteri; Syngnathiformes; Syngnathidae. The record is from RefSeq and is a predicted model, not a curated record.
GUUUUCGCAGACACAGUGGGAGCACGUUCUCAGUGUCUGUGCACAGUCCAAGGCGCAGGAAGGAUUCUUCACUCUUUGGCGACAUCUCACUCCUUCAGAGAGCUGGACUUUUUUUCAAGCUUCGCAAAAAAAAAAAAAAAAAAAAAAAAAAAAUUUGAAGUUUUUCUUUUUCUGUUUUGUUUAGAACAUCUAACGGUUACAAAAAAUAUAUAUAUAUAUAUAUUUAAACAACAAUAAUGGGAGCCCACAUGUCCAAGGGAGAUGUAGCUGUUGAGGGGAACGUCGCCGCCGACCCUGCCGCCGCCAAAGCCAACGGCCAGGAAAACGGCCAUGUCAAGACCAAUGGCGACGUGUCUGCCAAGCCUGACGGGGAUGUGGCCGCCGCAGACGGCAAUGGCACAGCCGAACCGGCUAAGGAGGGAGAGGCCUGCGCCGGGGAUGCCAUUGAGCCCGCUCCCGCGGCAGACGGUGAGGCCGCCAAGGCGGAGGGUGAGGCCCCCAAGGACGGGAAGAAGAAAAAGAAGUUCUCCCUGAAGAACUCCUUCAAGUUCAAAGGCAUCUCACUGAAGAAGAGCAAGAAGGGCAGCGAGGAGGCCAAGGAGGAGGCCGCCUCCCCCGCAGGCGAGGAGAAGCCCGAGGAGAACGGCCACGCGGCCAAGGAAGCCAAAGACGAGACGCCGGCCGCCGAAGCCGAAGCCGAGGGCGAGGCCGCCGCUCCGGAGGGAGCGACCGAGGACGCCGAGGAGGCCGCUCCGGCCACGGAGGCCGAGGAGGCCGUCCCCGCCGCCGCCCCCGCCGAGGAAACGACACCUGCGGCCCCCCAGGGUGACGCCAGCGCGGAGUGAUCGUGCCCCAGCCGCUGAACUAAUUUUCCAAGAUUAUAGUAUAUAAAUAUAUAUGAGAGACUCAUGCCACGUUCUUAAAGUUAUACAAAAGAAGACAAACGGAUAUAUCACAUUUGCUGAUUCAACCACCAGUUUACUUUUUUUUUUUUAUCAGUUCUUUGACAGACGGAAUCUCACCGGGCCCUCAAAUUGAUGAAAGUGUCUCCCCCUUAUGGUACACACACAGACUGGCAUGUGGAGAAGGUCAUGACCUGGAGGCGGAGCGUAUCAGGAAUACAGUACUGACUUUCCCCCCGCCCCAAUUCACGGAGCGUGGCAGCCCUAUAACAUUUGAUCUUUUUUUGUCUCGUUUUGGGAUCUAACGAUUGCCGUCGCUGCAGAGCGGGGCAUACCAUCUCCUUCACUCGAAAUGACUGUUAAAGGAUGCGUAAAAACCUUUCAAAUGAUUUUAUUAAUUUUUAGAACUCUACAUUCCUAUGUUUUACCCACAAAUUUCAAGUAUUUUCUCAUGUAUAGGAAAAAGAAAACACUGAGGGGAGGUGGGAGAAGGUCAAUGUUUUUGUGUCUUUGGAUUUUUUUUUCCAGGCUAAAAUCCCCAUUCAAGUAUUGCAGUGUCCACAUUUCAGAGUUUAUGAUGCAGGGGUUGGGAUUGUGUACAAAAUGUGAGCUUUUUAUCUGCAAAACUUUCUCUGUAAAUAUGUUUUGGUUCUCUUUAUUUUGCUAUCGUUUGAAGAUGUUAAUGGUUUUAUUGUAACUUUUAAUAAGGGUAAAAUAAAUGUUUGAUUCCCCUCUG